AAUUAUAAAAUUUACCACCAAAUGGGGCUAUUCGGAAAGAAAAAAGAUGAGCACUCAGGAUUCAUGGGAGACCUCUCUGAGAAGCAGGAGGAAGCUCUGGAAGAAUUUAGACAGAUUAUUAAGGAAGAGAAUAUCACUGAUGACCCAAGAUAUGACGACUACUACCUCCUCAGGUUCUUAAGAGCAAGAAAAUUCAAUAUUAAGAAAACUUUGGAAAUGUUUGAAAAUUUCUUAGAGUGGAGAGAUGAGAAACAAGCUAAUGACGCAAUGGUUAUUUAUAAAUGUCCUAAUAUUGAUGAGCUUAAAGAGAUUUAUCACCAUGGAUAUCACAAAACUGAUAAGGAAGGACGUCCGUUCUAUAUUGACCAGCCUUGCACCUUUGAUAUUACAGAAGCUCUUUCCAUCGCGGACUCUACUGAGUGUGAACAGUAUUACAUCAGAGAGUAUGAAAAGCUAUUACACUGGAGACUUCCCGCAUGCUCUGAAGCUGCUGGCUAUAAAAUUGAGCAAUCAUUUUCUCUCAUCAAUGUGAAAGGAUUUAGUAUGGGAAAGCUAAAGGCAAAAUCAAGAGAAUUUAUUAAAAUUGCAAUAAAAAUUGGACAGGAUUAUUACCCAGAAAUUAUGGGAAAGAUGUUCAUCAUAAACACUCCAUUUGUAUUCAAAGCUGCUUGGGCAAUUUUCAGUCCUUUCAUUGAUGCUAAAACAAAGAAGAAAAUUACUAUGAUGGGGUCAUCAUAUAAAAAGGAACUUUUCAAACAUGUGGAUCCAGAAAAUGUUCCAGCUGAAAUUGGAGGUGAAUGUGAAUGAACAAGUCAUCCAAAAGGAUGAUUCUUCGCAGAUGAAGGGCCUUGGAAUGAUCAUAAAGGGGAUCAAUUCUAUCAAGAAGCCACAAAUAAGCUUCUUGAAGAAGAAAAGCAAAAGGAGUUUGAGCCUGAUAGCUUGAGUAAUGAAUCUAUGGACCAAGCUGAACAAGAAAGUAAAGAGGUAGAUCAAAACAUGGUUGAUAUUGAACUUGAAGAUUCUAACACAAAUAAUGUGCAAAGCAAGGAAGAAAAUAACUCCAAAAGAAAGAAAAAGGGUGGAUCAAAAGGAGGCUGCUGUCUCUUCCUAUGUUGAGCAAAGAAAUCUUAAACCCUACCUCCUCCAUCUCAGCACUAUACCUAAAUAGGACCUGCACCAAUUUACCUCCAUUUGC
This is a messenger RNA of Moneuplotes crassus, 1195 nucleotides long. The record is from the annotation of a GenBank genome assembly. Lineage: Eukaryota; Ciliophora; Spirotrichea; Euplotida; Euplotidae.